This is a messenger RNA of Didymosphaeria variabile, 960 nucleotides long. RefSeq lists its product as uncharacterized. NCBI's taxonomy places the organism in Eukaryota, Fungi, Ascomycota, Dothideomycetes, Pleosporales, Didymosphaeriaceae. The transcript has a single exon. The record is from RefSeq and is a predicted model, not a curated record. The coding region runs from base 1 to 960 and encodes 319 amino acids.
AUGGCGACUACAGGCAGCCUCAAUCUUGAGGAGUCUGCUUCUGUAGGCGGUAUGGACCACGUUCUCGACAUUUUGGCAUCUCAUCAACAUCCGUGCAUCAUAAUAGGAUGCAAUGCACACCGCUGGAUGGGCUCUGCAGGGACACACUCCCGUACAUGCGACAUACUCGUUCGCGACUAUCAACUGGAGAGCAUUGCCGUCGAACUUAUUGAGACCAGUCGCUGGGAGCGUGUUAGUCCUGGCCUGUCUCCAUACUCGCACACUCAGCCCGACAGUGCGGACGAUGCCGACGUCAUCCUACGAAGGACAACCAUCGAUGAUGACUCCAAGUACACCGACUUCGAGCUCAACAUGUUGUGCUUGUGGUCGGAAGCCACGUACCGUAUCCAGGUCGAUGACUGUCCUACCAUCGAGGUGCCAGACAUUCAUGUCGUGAACAACGUGCUGAUGGAAGAAGACUGGCAUCCAGCUGCUCAGCGCACAGAUGGUUUUUGGUACGGUCCUUGUCCUCAUCAGGACUCAAAGAUGAAAAACAUUCCCAAAUGGCUCACACCGCGGCCGCUAUCGGUCAAAGGAUAUCCACGAGGCAAGAGCCCAUCAAAGGACACUCCUAUCUUCGUCCCAACUCUUCCAACUUACCUGGAUGCUCUCAUAUACCACGUAACUCAAUACAAAGAGUCAAGACGAGGACUUUCGUCAGAGUCGUCCUGGCAAAUCAGAAACCUGACUCGAUAUCUGUACUUGGAAUUGCCACACCAGCAACUACCACUACUUAUAGAACUCGAAGAAGACCAGUUCAUGCAGGAGUACCUUCGGACCUACGUGAGAAAGCCUUACUUUGUGUAUCACGAUGUUCCUGGGUUGGGGUUCAUAGGGACACGAGUUAGAGAGUGGGAUCCAGCUAGUUUCCCAGAUUAUCCCAGAAGGAUUACUCCAGAUAUUCAGGAAAAGAUUUCAUAA